CUAGCUGUUUUCUGCUGUUCUGAAUCAAUAACUAAAGACUUAGGUAAACUAAAGCCAUCAUCCACAUAUCAUAUAAAGCCAGAGAACCUUCUAAUCUAACCAGCACAAAGACAUCCAUCUGUUAAUAAACCUCAGCCAUUAAUUACAAAAUUUAACAUCAUUAGCCACUGUGGUUAUUCCGCCUUUUAAGGCUUUCACGUUAAUGUACUCUUAUAGUUUACUCUACACUGUAAGUGCAUGUUAAUGUAUUCUAAUUGUUUACUCUACACUGUAGGUGCACAAUAAUGAACUGUGUACUGUAAGAGUUAUCUCUAAAUGUAAAAUGCUAUGUAUUAAUUGAACAGGAGAAGUGAAUCCAUUACUGUGGGUGUUAAAGUACUGUAAGAGUUAACUCUACUCUAUAGGUGGAUGUUAAUGAACUGUAAGAGUUAACUCUACACUGUAGGUUAGUUGUUAAAAUGCUAUUUCUUCUUCUUAAGUGAAUAGGAGAAGUGAAUCCAGGUCUGUAGGUGUUAAUGAACUGUAAGAGUUAAUGAAAUGUGUACUCUAAAUUAACUUUACACUGUAAGUGUUAAAAUGCUAUGUAAUAAUUAAACAGAAGAAGGGAAUUCAGGUCUGUAUGGGAUAAAAUGUAUAAUUGAAUCGAGGAAAUUAAUUCAGGUCUGUAGGUGUUAAUGAACUAAAAGAGUUAACUCUAUGCUGUAGGUGUUAAAAUGCUAUGUAUUAGUUGAACAGGAGAAGUGAAUCCAGGUCUGUAGGUGUUAAAGCGCUGUAAGUGUUCAAUCUAACUGUGUACUUCAGGAGUUAACUCUACAUUGUAGGUGUUAAAAUGCUAUGUAUUAAUUGCAUAGGAGAAGUGAAUCCAGGUCUGUAGGGGCUGCAGAUUGUGCUGUGUAAUUCUAGCGCAGACAGAAGCUGAGCGCGCGCGUCCCGCUCGUGUCACGUCGCUGCCGGUCACGUUACGCUGUGCGAAUCAGGCGCGCCGUGGCCUCCUAUUGUCGUCAACGGUGAUGUGGAGGCGCUAGAGCGCGAGGACCCGCCAGUCCUCAGUUAGCGCAGCGCGGUAACGGUAACGGGGGGAUUCGCCGACCAAUCACACCCCCUGCGAAGGGCGCGCGGAGAUGCGGAGACCGUGUUGACUCCUGCUCUACCGUCUCGACUGGAGCUCAUGAGCCUGCUGGGCGGUUACAAGAAAAAGUCCGGUUACGAUGGAUAUGAAUCUUUGCAGCUGGUCGAUAGCGGCGGAGACUUCAGCAGCAGCGGGGGAGGAAGAGGAGGAGGAGGAGGAGGAGGAAGAGCGGGAGGAGGAGGUGGAGGUGUUGGUGCUGGAGGAGGAGGCCUGACAGCAGCGAGUUUCGGUGCCAAAACGCGACCGGACGAUUUCAGCACCAUGGACAGCUCAGGACCUCCGUCUCCAGAUAUGGACGGGAACUAUGGGGGUGGACUGCUGGACAUGGUUAAAGGAGGUGCUGGGAAGUUCUUCAGCAACUUUAAGGACAACCUAAAGGAUACCAUCAAAGACACAUCUACCAAGGUUAUGCAUCAAGUGGCCACUUAUACAAAGGGAGAGCUGGACAUUGCCUACAUCACCUCUCGGAUUAUAGUGAUGUCAUAUCCUGCUGAGACAGUGGAGCUGGGCUAUAGGAAUCAUGUGGAGGACAUCCGCUCUUUCCUGGACUCACGUCAUGCAGACCACUACACUGUUUUCAACCUGUCCCAGAGGAACUACCGUGGAGCCAAGUUCUCCAACAGGGUAUCUGAAUGCAACUGGCCAUCCAAACAAGCCCCCAGCCUUCACAACCUGUUUGCUGUGUGUAAGAACAUGCACAAUUGGCUCAAGCAGAACCCGAAGAACGUGUGUGUGAUCACUUGUUCGGAUGGCAGAGGUCCAUCAGGUGUGCUGGUGUGUGCCAUGUUCUGCUUCUGCCACCUCUUCGCCAACCCUGUGCCUGCCAUGCACCUGCUUAGCGCCAAGAGACCAGGCUCUGGCCUGUGGCCUUCACACAGGAGGUACGUAGGCUAUGUGUGCAGCAUGGUGUCAGAGAAACCCACAGUGCCCCACUCUAAGCCACUGGUCAUCAAAGCUGUCACCAUGAGCCCGAUCCCUUGCUUCAACAAACAGCGCAGUGGCUGCCGGCCCUUUUGCGAUGUGCUGAUCGGCGAGACCAAAAUCUUCUCCACAGCGCAGGAGUAUGAGAGGAUGAGGGAGUACAGAGUGCAGGAGGGAAAGGUACAGUUUUCUCUGGGAGUGAGCGUCCAAGGAGAUGUUGUGGUCUCAGUCUAUCACAUGCGCUCCCAUGCACUACAGGCCAAGGUGACAAACACACAGAUAUUCCAGAUUCAAUUCCAUACUGGCUUUAUUGCUCCUGGCACCACAUUCUUGAAGUUCGUAAGGUCAGACCUGGAUGCUUGCGACUCUCCAGAGAAAUAUCCUCAGCUGUUCCACGUCCUGCUAGAUAUUGAGGUGGAGAACACAGAGAAGCAGAAAGAUCUCACACCACCCUGGGAACAGUUCCCAACCAAAGACCUGAGCCCAAACGUGCUCUUCUCCUGCCACCAGGAACACAAGGACGCACUCGCCAUCGCAGAUGAAAUGGAGGGAUUGGACCUGGAAGAUCCUGCCCAGGGACACGGGGGCCCAGGAGGGGGCCGUCUGGGGCCGAAUGAAGAGAGCGAGCCCUCCGACGACGAGAUGCUUUCCCUCUCCAGCCAGCAGAGCAACGCCAGCAGUGAGAAAGCCAAGGUAGCAAAGAAAGCAGAGGCUCAGGCUGCUCCUGCACCACCGCCACCAGCUGAGGACGUGGACCUGCUGGGUCUGGAUGGGGGUGAUGUUCAGCGGCCUGUGACUUCUUCUUCACAUCCACAGACUACUACCACCACCACUGACCUGCUGGGGGAUCUGUUUGGAGCUCCACCUACACAGCCUGCAAGUGGCCCUGGCUCCGCCCAGUCCACGCCCAGGAAAUCUGUUGCAUCUUCAUCGCCCUGCCCCUCACCUCGAUCUGCAGAUACAUUUGACCCAUUUGGGUCACAGCCUGCAGCUGCACCUGCCCCAAAACCUCAAGACUUCAUGGGGGCAUUCCUGGGUCCAGGUAAUAUGGGGCAGCCAGACCCCUUCCUGCAUGCCGCACGAUCUCCAUCUCCCACUAUGCAGAACAUAGGCAUGGGCCGCAGCUCCCCCGGGCCGCCCACUACACCCACAGUUAACAUCCAGCAGCAGAACAAUAUGGGUGGAUGGGACUGGAACAGACCUGCUCCUCCAGGCAAUGUUUCUUUGUCAGCUGGUGGUGGUUUCGGCAUGGGCAGCAAGUCGGCUGGGACGAGUCCUACAGGCUCUGUUCACAGUACUCCUACUCACCAGCCCAAACCAAAUACUCUGGACCCCUUUGCUGACUUGGGCAAUCUUGGAGCCAGUCUAGGAGGUGGCUCAGGAUUCUCCAGUAAGCCCACCACUCCUACAGGCACCGGAGGAGGCUUCCCUCCCAUGGGUUCUCCCCAGAGACUGGCUCCCUCCCCCCAGAACACCAACACGACCACCGCUGGAGGCUGGCAACCCAGCACAGGCUUACCGUCAUGGCAGCCGGGCGGAGGCAGCGGGUGGCAGCCCCAGUCCCAGCCUAAAGCUCCAGCACCCUCUAUGCCCCACAGCUCUCCACAGAACAGGCCCAACUACAACGUCAGCUUCAUGGGUGGGGCUUCACCCGGGGGCACAGGGGUUAAAGCACAAUGUAACAUGGGAACCAAACCGAAGGCCACAGAUGCUAACUUUGAUGACCUGCUCUCUGGCCAAGGCUUCACAGGCAGUAAGGAAAGGAAAGGCCCAAGGACUAUAGCCGAGAUGAGAAAAGAGGAGAUGGCAAAAGAGAUGGACCCUGAGAAACUCAAGAUCCUGGACUGGAUUGAGGGCAAGGAGCGCAACAUCCGUGCGCUGCUGUCCACCAUGAACACGGUGCUGUGGGAAGGAGAAACACGCUGGAAGCCUGUGGGCAUGGCAGACCUGGUCACUCCAGAACAGGUGAAGAAGGUCUACAGGAAGGCUGUGCUUGUAGUCCACCCUGACAAGGCAACUGGACAGCCCUAUGAACAAUAUGCCAAGAUGAUUUUUAUGGAACUAAACGAUGCCUGGUCAGAAUUUGAGAGCCAAGGACAGAAAGCUCUGUACUGAGACUUCCAGCAAACGGCACCAUUAGAAAGCCCAUCUUACAGCUGUUAACAACACAACCAGUCAGCAUGUGGUACCCAACUCCAUCCUCUCAACACUCCUAUCUGCCCUCCUCAUCUUCCUGGAUCCUGCUACGUUUAAUAGACACUCCACAGUCUUCGCCUGUACAGCGUGAUACAGUGUCAGCAGACUGGAUGACUCAGAUUGUGGUUUUCCAGGACUGGGUGAAUUUAGGCAUGAUGGUGACAGACAGGCAUAACCGACAUAUCUUUUUUUUUUUAAGGAUCAAAAUGAGUAUCUGCUCUGUUUUUGUAGCUGGUUCGGUUUCAUUGUGGUGGAAGGAAUGUGAAGUUUUUUUUUCUGAACAUCUUACAGAAGAGAGAAUUAUGUUGCAGAAAAAUGCAGAUCACGUUUAGGUCCAGUAUGAAACUGAAGUGUAGCCUUAGUGAUACUCAGCAAGGGCCUUUCCAGGAUUGGAGAGCAAGGAUCAGAGGUUUGCAAUAGGACAUGUUAGCAUCAUUGUCAGCACUGUCAAUACAUUACAAGACAAAAGCCCAGCGAAGCUUUAAAGCACUAACUUGCGCACACUAACACAGUGCUGCAGGCUGCUGAAAGAGCGCUACGGACUUCGGAUGAACGUUUAUAAGCUCUGGGGACAAAAAAGCACAGUAAGAAUGAAAGCCUAGUGCAUCUAGAAAUAUCGCUUAUCGGUUACAUGCUCUUUGGUGUUUCAGAAAGCUGCUUAUCUCCCUAUUUUUGGCGAUGCGUUUAACUAAAUCUGUGAAAUAGAUGCUAGCAGUUGAGCUUUCUCCUGGUUUCUACUGACUACUGUACUGAUGUAUGUGUGUAUGGGAUGUGCUGCACUGUAUUUAAUGAUGUUCUGUUUACAAGAGUAUAUUCUUAAGAGCAAUGGUUUCGUCACAUCAUAGGAAGAAACUGGUGAACAAUAAUUGAGUAAAAAAAACUGUUAUCUAAUAUUCACACAACAGAAUCACUCCAACACACUCAGCUCAGUUAAUUAAAAGAGUAAUAAACAGCUUCCCUAAUUGGAUAAAGUGAGGCUAAAGUGAGGCUGUGACCAAAAUUAAUCCCCACCCCCUUUAUUAGUAUUUCUCUAUAUAGGGAGAGACUAUUUGGUUUACUAAGUAGCAGUAAAACACGAGCCUGCACUGGUCACAUAUUCAAGCACAUGAUUGGCAGAGUAAAGUUAAAGCUAAUUUUGGUGGAUAUGAAACAUAUAUUUGGCUGGAAACUGAUGUAAAAAUUUGGCUCACUGUCAGCUCAAGUUUUUCCCCUGUUGGUUGUUUAGUAAGGACACUCAAAAUUCAUUUUGGUCCACAUUCAGCUCAUGUUGUACUUUGCUAUAUAUUUUUAUGAUUGCUAUGAGUUUAUAGUGUCCACAAAAUCAUGUUAAAAUGACACUUUAUUCAAAUAUGGAUAAGGAGAAAAACGGCAACCGUACUCAUUUCGGUCACAGCCAAAAUGUAUGUCCAGCAAACCCUAAACCCAAAGUUUAGGUUAACUUUGAAGAAUUGAACUCAGAUUAUUAAAUUAAAGAAAAACAGUAAAAAAAAAAAAAAAAAAACCUUCAGCUAUCAGUUCACUCAACAUUUGUUUUACCUUUCUGACAUUUCUUACAUUUACAAAUGGUCAGUUCUAACUGGUAAUGUUUUAUAGAUUUUUGUUUUCUCAAAAGGCAAUAGGAAAUUGUCACAGUAUGGCAGUAAAGCAUUCUACUGUUCAUUCAUAUAUACAUUACAUUAUCGUGAAUAGACAGACAUAGAACUCAGUAGAAUGUGUAUAAUUUAUUUAGAUAGACUGAUAUUAUUAUUUCAAAAUGUUUUUUUGUCUAAAAUAUUUAUGCAAUAUUUCUUAAAAUCGGAUAAAACUGAUAAUUCAAUAUAGUAUAUAAGUACAUACAGUAUGUCUUUUUUAAACGGUGAUAUCAUUGUAGCAGGAUAUUGUCCCCCUCUUAAUAUUCACUGACCUGACGACUAAGUGUCUAAUAGCUAAAAAGUUACAGUGUCUAGUUAGGAGGUAUAAUAAACUUUCUGGGUCACUUAAAAGACACCUGGGUGUCAUAUGGAAGUGUAUAUAUUUUAGUGUUAAAUUAAUUCCAAGGAAAAAAGGUAAAAUAAUAUGUCUGCUCAGUUUCUUUGCUGGACUCUUACUGAACAUUUUUGGGGGCUAUAAGAGUGUGUGUGUUUAAGUGAGUGUGUGAAUGUGCGUGUGUAUGAAUCUCAACAUGACUGUAAUUCUCCUUCUAUAAGAUUAUCCAUUACAAACAGGUAAAAGCUACAUUUCUUCUUCAGCCACAGGUGUCCUUUAUUUAUUGUGACAUAUCAUUUAAAUUUUCACAUUAUAAGGCGCAUUUUAAUAGACACUAUAAGGAACUUCUAAUUCAGCCGGUCUCCCCGGUGGGUUCUGGUGGGGUUUAGCUAACUGAGUUAAGUAAAGCUAAGCUAAGUAAACAAAACUGUAAUAAAAAAAGACUUUCUUAUAAAGUCAAACAAGCACUGAAUGUUAAUCUACACAGAUUUUUCUUCUGUAAACUGAUUAUUUGGGUAAGUAGAGUGCUUCUGUUUAUUUACAGUAAGCUUAGAUUCACGAAUUUCUCCAGUACUGAAACUGGAGCAUUAGCGGCUAACUACUCCAGCAGUGCUAGCCGGGGUUAGCAGCAGGCUACAGGCCGAUAAUACUCCCCUCUAAAUGGGGAAAUAGAGGUUAGCUGUUAAUGCUAAUGAUACUCCAGCCCCGGUGCUAGAGAACUAAACUGAAACUCCUGUAUAAUGUUGCACUUCAUCAGAGUGGCUUUACUGCUCCUUAAUUCCUGACUGGUAAAAUGCAUACACAUUGGAUUAAAAGGUGCAAUUUAGAUAUUUGGGAAAAUUACAGUAUUAAGUUUUAAGUGCACCUUAUAGUGAGAAAAAUACGGUAGGUCUAAAUAUACACCAGAUAAGCAUAGCAGUAUGACCACCUCUUUGUUUAGACACACUUUUCCAUUCGUUUUUAUCCACAUUUAACUCCACUGAGCACUUAGGAUCACUUUGUAGUUCUAUAAUUACAGACUAUAGUCCUUUUGUUGGUCUGCAUAGUUGCAUAGUCAUUGGGGUUUUCCUCCUUUAACCAUGUUCUUCAAUGUUCAGCACCAGAGAGAUAUUAGAGAUAUUAUGUGCUUGACACUGGCAUGGGGGUGGUGUGUUAGCGUGUGUUGUGCGGGUAUGAGUAGAUUAGACACAGCACUGCUGCUAGAGGUUUUAAACACUGAAGUGUUACUGCUGGAUUAGGAAUAGUCUACCAACAGUGGCCUGUGGGCAGUGACUUCUCAUCUACAAGGUGGAACAGUUAGGAAGAGGUGUCUAAUAGAGUGGUCAGUAAGUGUACACAGUGUUUAAAAACUCCAGCAGAACUGCUGUGUCUGAUCCAACACACACUAACACCACCACCACCAAGCAAAUCAGUGUCACUGCUUUGUUUAAUGAGUAGUGCACCACCCAAAUGAUACCUGCUUUGUGGUGGUCCUGUGGUGUAACCAAAGAACUACAUUCUGUAAUUAUAGAACUAAAUAGCUUGAUCAGUGCAGUCCUUGUCACUGAAGGACACUGACGGAGUGUUAAAGCUCAACUUUACACUUCCCUGGUGGCUUGUGGAGUGUGUAGGACUGUAAGUGGUACAUAGGCCAGAGGUUGUCUAGCCACAAAACUUUAUCUGCCCUUUCUCUCUCAGUAUAUUUGCACUUGAACGACUCAAUAGAAAUACAGUUAACAGUAGCUAUGUGCUUUAACUUACAGUACCUACAUGCCCAUUGCUGUUUCACAUCAUUUUCCUUUCAGAUAUAUCAUAGUGAACCACUGGAAGGGAGACUGUUUUUGAGAUUUCUGGCCAGUUUUCCUUUUUUGUAGCCUAUUCUCACUCAUCUACGUCUCUCCAUCCACUGGACUCUACAGUUCUACAGACUUGUUUGAAUCCACGUAAAACUCUCAGUGGUUUGGUUUACUGAAGGACUAUCAUUAAAGGAAAGACCCCUCCAUUGGGGAUGGAGUGUCCACCUCCUUCUCUCCCUCUCUCGUGGACUAAACUGAACUAUCUUGAAUCUUAAGGAUGUCAUGUUCUGAAGCUAACCUCUGUGUACAGUAGUGAAUGUGUGGUGUUCUAAUAAUCCUGUCCUCUGUGAGAAAGUGGUUUGGAUACAGCUCUGUGUUUGCCUGUCUGCUGUAUCAGUAUUACUGAAAAAAAUGUGAACUUUAUUUUCUCGUGUCUUCUCUUUCUGUUCCCCGCCCUCAAUCUGAAGCUGUACGUAACGUGCGCUGCACAAAUAAAUGGGCAAGAGAGAAAAAUGUGA
Molecule: messenger RNA, 8504 nt
Organism: Astyanax mexicanus (Mexican tetra)
Lineage: Eukaryota; Metazoa; Chordata; Actinopteri; Characiformes; Acestrorhamphidae
Gene: dnajc6
Product: DnaJ (Hsp40) homolog, subfamily C, member 6
Exons: 19
Coding region: 1169-4165 (998 amino acids)
Biological process (GO): protein dephosphorylation
Cellular component (GO): cytosol
Molecular function (GO): phosphatidylinositol-3,4,5-trisphosphate 3-phosphatase activity; protein tyrosine phosphatase activity
Source: RefSeq, a predicted model, not a curated record